Messenger RNA from Lindgomyces ingoldianus, 1310 nucleotides. RefSeq names its product SAS complex, SAS5 subunit/transcription initiation factor IID, subunit 14. The record is from RefSeq and is a predicted model, not a curated record. NCBI's taxonomy places the organism in Eukaryota, Fungi, Ascomycota, Dothideomycetes, Pleosporales, Lindgomycetaceae. Bases 261 to 941 code for a protein of 226 amino acids. Gene Ontology annotation, cellular component: NuA4 histone acetyltransferase complex; Swr1 complex. Gene Ontology annotation, biological process: regulation of transcription by RNA polymerase II; chromatin remodeling. The transcript is spliced from 7 exons. Gene Ontology annotation, molecular function: histone binding.
GUCAACUUCACCGUACGACCGCAUCGAGGCACCCCUAGUCCUAGAGGCGGAUAUAUUUACACUGCAGGAUCUCGCGCGCCAAGCCUUUUGUAUUUGUUCUUCCCGCUGGCUGCAUCCCCGCUGGCGCUUUCGCCAAAGACCCGCCUCCGCCUUCACCUUAAACCGACAGCCGCAUAUAAAACGCGCCAGACCCUCGCGCGUUAUCUCCACCACCACACCCCAACCUUGGUCUAUCCUGCGACUGCAAUUCUUCAUUCAUCAUGCCAGACGUCAAGAGACAGGUGAAGAUAAUCACCACCCAGAAGCCCAUUGCCGAGCCCUCGCCUAUGGAGGGUUUCCCAAUGCGGUCUUGGACAAUCGAGAUCUGGCUGCUCGACGAGAGCGGAGCAGAAGUACAAGCAAAUGUCUUCGAGAAGGCUGUCUACAAUCUACAUCCGUCGUUCCCCAAGAAUAAGCAGACCUUUAAGAAACCCCCGUUCCGAAUCGAGGAGAAGGGAUGGGGCGAGUUCGACAUGACAAUCGUCUUGACAGCUUUCCAUAAGGGCGGCGACCACACUCUCGAGCAUGACCUCAAUUUCCAGAGUGAACGCUACGAGGCUAAACACACCGUGAACUUCAGGAACCCGCGACCAGAGCUCCUCGCUCUGCUAAGGGAGUCCGGCCCCGCUGGCGACGAGAACGGCGUCCGCGGGAAGGCGGGUGGUGAGAAGAAGAAGAGGAAGGAUAAGAACGUCGACAUGGAAAAGCUGGCCGACGGUCUUCAGAAGCUGAGCGAAGACGACCUCCUGCACGUCGUCACCAUGGUGCAUGAUAACAAAACAAGCGAGACCUAUACGAAGAAUGACGUUGAGAAUGGCGAGUUUCACGUCGAUCUCUACACGCUCCCUGACAACCUGGUGAAGAUGCUAUGGGACUUUACUGCCUCUAAGACCGAUUUAUAAGCAUGACCGCUUUCCCUCGCUAGUCUAAUCGACAUGCCUUGAGGGUCCUCGAGUAAAACCCGACCUCUUCAACUUCUGCCAAAGACGUGCAUCAAUGACUCGACCUCUAGAGCUGCUCAUCAUCUUCAUUCAUGCGCUUAGACCAGCAGGCCUUAGGUGAGGUUCCACAGCGCACCUGGCGUUCUACCAUUUCCUUUCUUUAUGUUUAAAAUUUCAUGGUAAGGUGGUCGUCGGUCUCUUUAUCCGGAUGAUAUCUUUUCCUCUCUGUGUUUAAUCCUAGCUUCGGAGUUUUGGCAAAAGUAGGUCGGGCGACAUGGACAUGGUCCGGGUCAGAUGAGCGACUUGAUAGGUGAAUUGACUAGUAGAUCG